UGGGUGUCACUGGUGGGCACAGGUUGGGUGGGCACAGGUGGGUGGCACUGCUGGGCACAGGUAGGUGGCACUUCUGGGCACAGGUGUGUGACACUGCAGAGUGGCACAGGUGGGUGCACUGCUGGGCACAGGUGGGUGCACUGCUGGGCACAGGUGGGUGAUCUGCUGGGCACAGGUGGGCGGAACUUGCGGGUGGCACUGCUGGGCACCGAUCAUCAGGGCACUGAUCAUCAGUGCCCUGAUGAUCGGUGCCGAUCCCCGCUGUGACAACUGCCGGUUCUCGGCAGUACUUUCCUCACGAUCUGACAGCGUGAGGAAAGUGCAGCCGAGAACCGGCACUUGCAU
Molecule: messenger RNA, 345 nt
Organism: Staurois parvus
Lineage: Eukaryota; Metazoa; Chordata; Amphibia; Anura; Ranidae
Source: the annotation of a GenBank genome assembly